Eutrema salsugineum is the source of this 978-nucleotide messenger RNA. RefSeq lists its product as uncharacterized. The record is from RefSeq and is a predicted model, not a curated record. Bases 1 to 978 code for a protein of 325 amino acids. Lineage: Eukaryota; Viridiplantae; Streptophyta; Magnoliopsida; Brassicales; Brassicaceae. The transcript has 6 exons.
AUGGAGUAUUUCCAGUCUUUUAGUGAUAUCCAGGAUUCAGAAACACAAACACCAGAUGAUAUAACUUAUGAUUCUCCUCCUACACUUGCUCAAAAUUGCAAAAGCUUCAAAUGGAAUGUAAAAGUCAUAGAUCCGGCUGGGAACAUAGAAGGAAAACUGGUGUCAGCUAGAGAUGUUUGGAAAUUGCAAAAUUGCAAAGUAAUAGUACAGUUCGAUGGAAAUAGCGAUCAACCUGUUGAAGAUUCUGGAGGUUUACUUGGAUCAUGGUUGGGUCAAUUAAGUAACGAUGUGAAUUUGUUACCUAUUGACUACACUGAAUGGAGAUUGGUUGGUGACAACACAAAAGAUAAGGUGUGGGAUGUAAUUCAGGCAAAAUUUUGGUUUGAUAACCCAACGACAAGAAGGAAGUAUGUGAUGAGUGUUCUAGGGAGCAGAUGCAACAAUUUCAAAGCACGUAUUUGGAGAGAUUACAAACGGGAUGAUCAGACUGAAACGAUGCAAAAUCGACCCAAUAAUGUUCCUGAAAGUCAAUGGCGUAAUUUUGUAUGCUUACGGUUCACUGAAAGGAGGAAAAAAAUGCAAGAACGGAAUACAAAGAAUCAAAAGGAGAACACUAUGCCUCAUUUGUGUGGAAGAAAGAGUUUUGGAAGGAAAAGACGUGAGAUUACAAUCAAGACGGAAAAAACACCAAGUGGAGCUGAAUUCUUCGUUGCAACUCGUACGAAAUCUGAUGGAAGCUUUGUAUCAGAGGAAGCUAAAACACGUGGGGAAGCACUUACAACAUUGUUAACUCAAAAUCCAUCAAGACAAGUCACAGCCAAUGUUAUAGCUAGUUUAGAUGAUGAAUAUGCCCAAGUGUUUGGUCCAGAACAGCCAGGACGAAUACGUUGUGUCGGACGUGGAUCCACACCUUCAAAGUUAUUUGGUAAAACUACUCUAGUAACACCAGAGAUAGAAAAUUCUGAAGCCUAUAUUUGA